Orycteropus afer afer is the source of this 345-nucleotide messenger RNA. The record is from RefSeq and is a predicted model, not a curated record. NCBI's taxonomy places the organism in Eukaryota, Metazoa, Chordata, Mammalia, Tubulidentata, Orycteropodidae.
AACAUGGAAAACGUGCCCCAGGAAAAUGAAGGGAGGGAGCAAGUCCCCGUGCAGAAUGGAGAGGAAGCUCGCCCUUUGGGAGGGGGCGAAGGCCAAGAACCCGCAGGAAAUAUUAGAGGAGGUCGGGCUCCACCUGCACAGGAGUUUAGAGGGGAUGUGCCUGAUAGGCUUGCCAAUAACUUUGAUUUGAUAGAUGGAGAUGCAGAUGAUAUGGAACGGUUCAUGGAGGAGAUGAGAGAGUUAAGGAGGAAAAUUAGGGAGCUGCAGUUGAGAUACAGCCUGCGCAUUCUUAUAGGGGACCCUCCUCACCAUGACCAUCAUGAUGAGUUUUGCCUUAUGCCUUGA